GGAACCAGAGCGACACCUGAAGGUAAUGUCAGGUACUGUGAUUUCUUUAGCUUUGAGCUGUUAGCUGUGAAGUUUGGCUUACACUUUCCAAAAUGGCGACCUCCCUAGGCUCUAACACCUACAACAGACAGAACUGGGAAGACGCGGAUUUCCCAAUUCUGUGCCAGACAUGUUUAGGGGAAAAUCCUUACAUCCGUAUGACCAAGGAGAAAUAUGGAAAAGAAUGCAAGAUCUGUGCUCGGCCCUUCACCGUGUUCAGAUGGUGCCCAGGCACACGGAUGCGUUUUAAGAAGACGGAGGUCUGUCAGACCUGCAGUAAAAUGAAGAACGUUUGUCAGACAUGCCUUCUUGACCUGGAGUAUGGUUUGCCUAUCCAGGUCAGAGACACUGGCCUCACUGUUAAAGACGAGAUUCCCAGAUCUGAUGUGAACAAAGAAUACUACACACAGAACAUGGAGAGAGAGAUAGCCAAUUCUGAUGGCACCCGACCAGUAGGCCAGCUUGGUAAGGCUCCAAGCUCCAGUGAUAUGUUGCUCAAAUUGGCCCGAACUACACCGUAUUACAAGAGGAACCGGCCUCACAUUUGCUCCUUCUGGGUAAAGGGGGAGUGUAAGAGAGGAGAAGAGUGUCCCUACAGGCACGAGAAGCCUACAGAUCCCGAUGACCCUCUGGCUGACCAGAACAUUAAAGAUCGUUACUACGGCAUCAAUGACCCAGUUGCUGACAAGUUAUUGAAGCGGGCUUCAACUAUGCCCCGACUGGACCCACCAGAGGACAAGUCCAUUAGCACUCUUUACAUAGGCGGCCUGGGAGAUACAGUAACAGACGGAGAUCUCAAGGGUCACUUCUACCAAUUUGGAGAAAUUCGCACCAUUACUAUAGUCCAAAGGCAGCAGUGUGCCUUCAUCCAAUUCGCUACUCGGCAGGCAGCAGAGAUGGCUGCAGAAAAGUCCUUUAACAAACUAAUCAUUAACGGACGGAGGCUCACUGUCAAGUGGGGAAGGUCUCAGGCAGCCAGAGGGAAGGACGGCGUAAAGGAGGGAGUGAGUGAAAUGGGAACCAGACUGGAUCCUGUGCCUGGCCUACCUGGAGCACUUCCUCCACCACCAGCUCUCGAUGAAGAGGUUCCAGCAAACUACUUCAACCUAGACCCAAGCUCCUCACCUGCCAUCAUGAACAUUGCUUUACCGCCACCUCCAGGCAUAAACCCCCCUCCACCAGGUUAUGGCCCUCCGAUGUUUCACCCCAUGGGUCCCAUGGCCCCACCUGUCCCCCCUCCCAUGACAAUGAGACCCCCUGGUACAAUCCAUUACCCGUCCCAGGAUCCCCAGCGCAUGGGUGCCCACUCGGCACACGGCUCACGCCACACCGAAUAGCUGCGAGAGAGGAGUGACGUUAGGCUGUGAUUAGAUUUCUCUGGCUUUCUCAUGUCAAACCUGGUUGGUUGUGUGCAUGUUCAAGGCUUCUAUGGGCCAGAGGACUGCUUCCAAAAAAACCCCACGCUGCACAGGAAUUGGUUAUCUCCUGUUAAUACAACCUACAGAGUUGCAAAUGAAUUCUGUGCCACGAGAAGUGACAGUCAGAGUUUAACUCAAUGACUCUGGUCGUACUAGGGAAUAUUAACUAAUAGCAAACAGUUAAAAGAGCCUCUGGGCAUGAGGCCGAUAUGACCAGGACCACAUGGAACUAUUGUACAUAUAAGAACUUAGUCUUUGGAGUAAAUUUGUUUCUGUCUGUUAGCUUUUUUUUCACCUGGAGUUGAGAAGCAUUUUUAAAUCUGUUCAUUUUCAUUUAGUUUGAGUUAUUUUAUUUUUUUUUUAUUGGACACCAUCUCAAUUUUGAACAUCAUAAUGACUUUAUUGUAAAAUUUUCUUUAUAUAUUUUCACUUCUCAUUAAAAUGACACCCUUGUCAAUAA
Messenger RNA from Gambusia affinis (western mosquitofish), 1917 nucleotides. It is a transcript of the gene rbm22, whose product is annotated as RNA binding motif protein 22. The record is from RefSeq and is a predicted model, not a curated record. The transcript is spliced from 11 exons. Gene Ontology annotation, cellular component: U2-type catalytic step 2 spliceosome; Prp19 complex; U2-type catalytic step 1 spliceosome. Gene Ontology annotation, molecular function: pre-mRNA binding; metal ion binding; U6 snRNA binding. The coding region runs from base 93 to 1376 and encodes 427 amino acids. Lineage: Eukaryota; Metazoa; Chordata; Actinopteri; Cyprinodontiformes; Poeciliidae.